Messenger RNA from Bactrocera neohumeralis, 6803 nucleotides. Its product is annotated as frequenin-1. The record is from RefSeq and is a predicted model, not a curated record. Gene Ontology annotation, molecular function: calcium sensitive guanylate cyclase activator activity; calcium ion binding. The coding region runs from base 929 to 1492 and encodes 187 amino acids. The transcript has 9 exons. NCBI's taxonomy places the organism in Eukaryota, Metazoa, Arthropoda, Insecta, Diptera, Tephritidae.
UCUUUCAGUCGUAUUUUCAAACGCCAAACAUACGCAACGUAGCGCGGUUGAUUCGGUGCCGUUAAAACGAUUCACUUUGUUACAUUUUGCAGCGAGCAAGCAAAGGACAUAAGGACAGUUCAUUUUAUGAAGUGAGAUAACAGUGUUUGUGUGUAGGUGUGUGUGCGCAUGCUGCGGCCAAUAAUGGAGGCAUAAGCAAAAGUGUUAUUAAAAUUUCCUGCAGCUGCGCCUGAUUUCUUCUGGCAGCCCAAAACUUUUGCGCUUUGUUUAAAACAGAAAAAAAAGCAACAAAAAUAUAAAAGUAAAAACCAAAUAAUAAACAAGGAAAGAAAAACGCAUAAUCCGCUUUCAUGCAAAUCGAAUAAAAGUUACCAGCUUAAAGGCUUAUGAGCCGCCUGUGACAAAAUCAGUGAAAAACAAAUUGUUGUUAUUAUUGUUGUCACCAUUUUGUGGAUUUUGGUACAAAAUAAAUUUCAUAGAAAAAGUGCACAAAUAACGCCGUAAACUGUACGUGGAAUUAAAUUGAACAACAUGUCGACAUGAUCUUCAGUAAACGCAGCAGUUAAAAUGUCAAAACAAUUAUGACAAACGCUACUUAAAAACUAUACAACCUACAACUUCCCCUAGUCUGUAUACUCCCUAAUUGAAUAUUUCACAACAAAAUACUCGAUCCCAAGAAACAUCGAAAAUUUGUAAAAAAGAAUAACACCAAAUAAUAUAUAGAAAUAUAAAACAAAUUGAGGUUAGAGAAAGAAAAAUUAUUUGAAGAUUAUAAUAAUUUUUGAAAAAGUAAAAAAAUAUAUAUAGCCGUUAUCUACACAUACUAGUUUAUAAAAAUUCUAGUCUAAGUUAAAACUAAACCCUCACACUUCAAGAAGUAGAGAAAUUUGUGUUGUGAAUUCAAAGCGUUAACUGCAGCGUCGCCGCCAUGGGUAAGAAGAGUUCCAAAUUGAAGCAAGACACCAUCGAUCGUCUGACGACUGACACAUAUUUUACAGAAAAAGAAAUUCGACAAUGGCACAAAGGAUUCCUGAAAGACUGUCCCAAUGGUUUACUCACAGAGCAAGGUUUUAUAAAAAUCUACAAACAAUUCUUUCCGCAAGGCGAUCCCAGUAAAUUUGCCUCGCUGGUGUUUCGAGUGUUCGACGAGAAUAAUGAUGGCUCAAUAGAAUUUGAGGAGUUCAUACGCGCCCUCUCCGUGACAUCGAAGGGAAACUUGGAUGAAAAAUUACAAUGGGCUUUCCGGUUGUAUGAUGUUGACAAUGACGGUUACAUAACGCGCGAGGAAAUGUACAAUAUUGUGGAUGCCAUAUAUCAGAUGGUGGGUCAACAGCCGCAAUCGGAGGAUGAGAAUACGCCGCAGAAACGUGUGGAUAAAAUAUUCGAUCAAAUGGAUAAGAAUCAUGAUGGUAAAUUAACAUUAGAAGAAUUUCGUGAGGGUAGUAAAGCUGAUCCACGUAUAGUUCAGGCGUUAAGUUUAGGUGGUGGUUAAGACACGAAUGCCAACGAACGACGACACUACGUAAACAAACGAACAGUAAAUUUAACAGAUAAUAUUUAUGAGAAAUGAUAAAAGGGGAGUGUGGGCCAGCGAGAGCGCUGAAGAAAAUUUGUAUAAUUAAUGACAAAAAUAAAAAAAAAAUAAAUAAAAAUUAUAAAUGGCACGCUGCAAUAGUUUGCGCUGAACUUUAAGCAAUCAGUUUUUUUACAAGAAACUAUUAAAUUUUGGAAAACGAACUUUCAGUGUUAGAUUACUUACUUUUCGCGUAAAUAAAUAUGCAUUUUUUUCCAAUAAAAAAUACUUAAAAAUUAUUUUCACGCAACUUUUGCUAUAAAAAACUUGCAAAAAGAAAAAGAAACACUUUCUUAAAAAAAAAAAUAAUAAUUAAUUAAAGUAAUAUUAUAAUAAACUUACAUAAUGAGCAAUUUAGUAAUUUUUAUUGACAACAUAUAUGAGAUAAUAAUUUUUUGCAAAAAAUUUUAAUACCAGCAUAUAGUUAAAAAACAAAUAAUAUAAACUUAUUGUGAAAAAAUGCGUUCAUUAGUAUAUAUAACUUACUAUAUACACAACAAUUGAACAGCGAAUAAAAAUUUGAAAUCAAUUAGCAAUACAAAGCGAAUACACCAAUUAUUUAGUAAUUAGCAACCAAAUAACAAAAAAAAAUUUAUAAAAUUAAACUAACAACAAAAAAUUGUUUUCAUGCAAACGAUAGUGUCUAGUGAGAAUGUCAUAAAACAAGCCUUCAUUAUAUUUAUAAAUAAAUAUAAAUAUAAAAAAUUACAAAAUAAUAAUAAAUAAUAUAUUAUUAAUAAUUAAUAAUUAUUAACCAAUCAUACAAUUGAUUAAUUGUUUUAAAAAGUUAGCAAUUAGCCUUAUUGCAUAUUAGCAUGGCCUUAUGGCUUUGGCGCUGCGGAAGAUGAGCACGAUGACGAAAACAGUAGCAUACAUAUAGGCGUUAGGACAAUUAGUAGCAAAAAAUAUAUAAGUCAUAGAUAUACAUUUAAGUAGUUGUGCAAUGAAGUUUUCGAAAUAAAAUGCGAUAUUAUAUUUUGACGUUACAUACAUACUUAGUAUAGGGGAUUAGAGCAGUAUCUAAGUUUACUCAACGCAAAGUGUAGCAUACCUUACGCAGCCAAAAGAAUGUAUAGUGGAAAAGUUCAAGGAUAUAGCAUACAUUUAGGCGAAGUUAGUUGCGGGAAAAGCGCUUGAGCGUUAGCUUAGGUUGUACGAAAAGCGCUUGAGGGUUAGCUUUAGUGCGGCAAAGUGACGGCCUUAGUUGAACUUUAAUGACGCAUUUGAACUUCGCUUACAUCUUCGGGCAUUCACAGACAUACUCACCGACAGCACUGUGUCGUAUGCCAUCAUACUAAGAUAAUUUCUAUUCUAUGUGCGGUUCAGCUUUAUUAUUAUUUCACUAAAUUAUCAAAUAAAAUGUAUAGCAAGACAAACUAGAAAUAUUUGCAAUAUUUAUUACUAACAAUUAAUACCCAUGUACAUGAAAUCAUCAUGCUCUACAAAAAUAAAUAUGACUAUGCUUAAAAUAAAAAUCUACAACAGGUAAAAAAUAAAUUUAUAACUAAACCAAAACCUCACCGAAAUUCUUCAAAAAUACUAAAAAUACAGUCUGUAAAAAUAUGUUUAACCACCAUAUGAGAAAAUAAAUAAGUUAAAAGUAUUUUAGUAAAUUUAUAAAAAUACAAUUAGUGCUGUUGCAAACAAUACAGUGAAAUAUACUUAUAUAUAAUUGUAUAGAAAGGUAUGUAAGAAUCUCAAUUAAUACCAAAAUUGCAAAGCGCAGACAAGGUAUGGCAUGUAUAUUGAACUAAAAACUUUACAUAAGUAUGCACAAAAAGUUUAUUAUUCAGUUUUAAAUUAUGUAAAUACUAAACACAAUUUAAAUAAUACAAAAAUACCACCAUUGUGCUUCAGGCACAUGAAAAAUAGCGAAAUUCGUAAAAAUUGUAAUAUAAAAGAAUGAAUAUUUCAAACUUAAGUAUAGCCAACGGGAUACAUACACUAAAUAACCAGCCAACAUUUAAACGUUGAUUUUUCUGAUGUAAUAUUAUUAUAUUACAUAAAAAUAUUUUCUUUAUGCGUGGCAUAAGCAUGGUCUUUCUUGAAACUAAAAAUACCAAAUACCCACUAAUUGAAAUAUUUUCAAAACUUGGAACCAAAAAGUAUGCGUUUCUUAAUAAAAAAAAUAAAAAGAAUAGAAAGCAGUAAUGCAAAUCAGUCGCGGUAGACAUUGCUCCAACAUUUUGCUUAAAAUCUUCAAGCAUAUUAAGUAAGAAGGGUUGCCACCCAGAGUUUUUCUUUCACACUAAAUAGAGUGUGUUGCCACCCAGAAUUCUUGAUUCAUACUAAAUAAAGAGGGUUGCCUUGUUGUCGUUGAAACAAACAAUUUUCAAAAAUAUCCAACACUGAAGUUUUUUACGCCGAACUAAUGCUUUUAAACUUCUAAAGUCGAAAGUCGAAACUCAAAAUUAAUUUUCAAAAUUGUGUUUUUAGAAUAAAGGGUUACAACCACUUCAGAAUUUCCAAAUACCAAUAAUUUUUGGCUUAUUACUAUAUGAAAUAUUUGACAAUAUUCUACAAAAAUUUGAAGUUAAUGCCGCAAAAUGUUUCGGAGAUGUGAGCAAAAGCUCCGAAAGUCGAAACUCAGAGUGAACUUAAAAAAAUAUGUUCGUGGAUUAAGGGCUUAUGAUAUCCUUUUGUGAAGUUCCAAAAUUAUUUUUGCUUUUAUAUCGAGUAAACAUACAAUAUUUGACCAUAUUCUCCAAAAAUUUGAAGUUAAUCCCGGAAAAUGUUUCGGAAAGCUUCAAGAGAAUGAACUUUCAAAAAUAUUUUCGUCGGUUAAGGAUUUACGUGUACCCAUUUAAUUGCUAUUUUUGCUUUCAUAUCGAAUAUACAUACAUACUGUGUUUGACUAUAUUCUCCGAAAAAUUUGAAAAAAAAAACUAAAUUUUUUGUAAUCGGCUUCCAAAGCAUUAAGAGUUUCUUUCUGAAAACACUCUUUUUAGAGGAAAACUUCUUUGAAACGCUUAGACCGAUCGAUUUAAAAUUUUCAAAUGAUCAAAAGAUUGCAGUUUUUGAUUACAAAAUUGAUUGCUUUAAAUAAAGUUUCGACAAGUCCUUCGAUUAUUUCUUGUAAUUAUAAAAUUUUUUGCGUUGUAAGUUUGAAAAAAAUUUAGAUGGAAAUAUCGUUUUCACCUUUCGGCACAUUUUUGCAGAGGUCCUCCUGAAGAUCGACUACGUUAUCAAGGGAAUCUAUAGCUUUAAAAGCCUCUCCCAAAGCUAAAUCUUCUACUAAAUCUUUAAAGGCUUUUUUUCUCAAAUAAUUAUUUUCGGAGGAAAACUCGGACCGAUCGAUUUAAAUUUUCAAGGGAAUGCUGUUUUUGAUAAUAAGCCCAUUCUAGGGGUAAAUUUUAUCAAAAAUAUCCUUUUUUUGUUAAACUGCAAAUUUGUUAAAAAUAAAAGUUCUGACAAGUCUUUCGAUCAUUUCAGCAGUAAUUAUGAAAUUUUUUGUGUUAUGGGUUUGAAAAAAAUUUAGACAGAAAAUCGUCUUCACCGUCCGCACCUAUUUUUCGGCGGUCCUCGAGGAGGUCGACUACAAUAUCAAGGGAAUCGAAAAUUUUUCAAAAUGAAUGGACGACUUUUAAAAUAUUUAUUUAUUAAAUAAGAUGCCUCCAAAUAAUCAUGUGAAACGCAUUUGACUGACUUGCAAGUGGCUAUAACCCUUCAGUAAAGAAAUUAAACAUAAAAGUAAAAAAAUUGCAACCUUUUGAAGCGUUCGCUAUGCAAAUUGUAUAAAAAUUAAAAACUUCACAAAAAUUUCUUAAUAAUACAAUCAAAAAUUUGAAGCAUUAAAAGCACAUUGCAAUUUCGCAAAUUUAAGUAUAACUUUUAGCUAAUUUUAAAAAUUAUUCCAAGCACAUAAAAAUAUCACAAAACAUUAAAAUCGAUAUUUGAUUAUUAUAUUUUAUUUUUUUAAAUUUGAAAAUCGCAAAACCACACACUUUACACUACUUGAAAAUAAAGCAACUAAAUUUAUACUAAUUUUUAAAGCGAAGGCUAAAGUCAAUUCUUGUACUUAUUACAACGCUAACUAAAACUAUAAAACAAAAUAAGAAUAUUAAAACUAUUUAGAACUCAGAUAUGAAAACACAAAGCACUAAUGUACUACUUACUAUUACGCUACUCAUUAUUCGAAAACUAUAUUAUGUAAAUUACAUUACAUUAUAUAUAAAUAAAAAAUAUAUAUACUUAAUUAAAUUUAGUGCAGAACUAAAUAAAAAAUAAGAUAUCUUUAAAAGCAAUAUUUUAAAUUUGAGUAAUAUAUACAGUGAAAAGCAAAACAUAAGAAUAUGUAUAUAAAAAAAUAAAAAAAAUUAAAUAAAAAAUUAAAAAAUAAUGAAAUAAAAAAUGCAAAUAAUUAAGUUGAAAUCAUAAGACGAAAAAAUAUAAUAAAAAAAAUUAAAUUAAAAAAAAAAAAAAAAUUAAAAAAUAAUAUUCAAUAAGAUACAAAAUAAAUAAAAUACAAAAUAAUAUAAAGAAUAAAAUUAAAAUAUAAACACAAGAACACCACAUCGUAGGCACACUGUGCCGCACUGAAAAUGCAAUUAAAGCAACCAAGGCAAUUUUCUUUCAAUUAUAUUAAACGCGAAUAAAAAAAGCAGUGAUUAUGGUGUCAAUAAUGUUGUCAAAUUGCACAACAUACCAAACAAUAUACCGAACUUACAAAAAAAUAAAUAAAAUAUCUGCAAAAACUUCAAAUUUAAUAAACGCAAAAAUAUAAAAUUAAUUUGCAACUACAAAGAGUGCAUAUUAAUAUGGCGCGUGCUGUAGAAAAAAUAUAGCAACACAAUACCUUUUGUGGUAUAUGACAAGUGUGACGUCACUGUUGCACAUUUCAUGUGCAUGCAAAUAAAAGUAAAGCAAAACACGACAUCAAUUAAAAUGUAAUAUACAUACAUACAUACGAUAUUUGAAAGCGCAACAGUUUAAUAGGAACAAAGAAAAUAACAGUAAAAUUUACUAUAUUAAAACUUAUAUACAUACAAUUUUAAGGUAAUAUAAACAAAGAGCAAAAAACAACAACAACAACACAUAUACUUAUAUAUAUAUAGUACAUACAAAUGUAUUUUUCUUAUUUUUACUCAUUUAUUUAUUGACUAAUUUAGUUUUUUGAAAUAAAUAUAUUUUGUUGUUAAUAUAUUUACUAUACAAAUUACAGUGAAAUACCAAAGAAACAAACAGUGUGGCGUGAAAUUAUUCCGAAAUAAAAUUUUCUGCAAAAAUUUAA